ACGGUUCAAAGAAACAAAGGGGCUUUUCUAGAGGCACACAAGCUUACAUUGUAGUAAACAGUACUUGUUGUUCCUCUCUCUCUCUCUCCCCCUCUCAUAAACCCUACUGAUACCAAGAGUCAGUAAAACCAAGCAUUAAUAAUGGCAGAAGCAGAAGGAGGAUCAGAUAAGAAGUCUGGUGAGUCUCUGAAAGACAAAGGAAAUGAGCAAUUCAAAGCUGGGAAUUACCUCAAAGCCGCCGCUCUCUACACUCAGGCCAUCAAGCAAGACCCUCAAAACCCCACUCUCUAUAGCAACCGUGCUGCUGCGUUUCUGCAAUUGGUUAAGCUUAACAAAGCCCUUGCUGAUGCAGAAACAACAAUUACAUUGAACCCCAAGUGGGAAAAGGGAUAUUUCAGGAAAGGAUGCAUAUUAGAGGCCAUGGAGCAAUAUGAUGAUGCUCUGACUGCUUUCCAGACAGCUUUGCAAUAUAACCCAAAAAGUGUAGAAGUAUCACGAAAGAUGAAGAGAAUUUUUCAGUUGGCGAGAGAUAAAAAACGUGCUGAAGAGGUGGAGACAAUGAGAUCAAAUAUUGAUAUGGCAAAACAUUUGGAUAAACUGAAAUCUGAAAUGUCUGGAAAGUGUGGGUCUGAAGAACAUGAAGAUGUUUUUUCUUUUCUGGUUGAGACAAUGGAGGCGGCUGUAAAAUCGUGGCACGAAACUUCGAAAGUGGAGGCUAGAGUUUACUUUCUCCUUGAUAACGAAAAAACAGACACUGAAAAAUAUGCUCCAGUUGUGAAUAUUGAUAAGGCCUUUGAAUCACCCGAUACGCACAGAAAUUGUUUUCCUUUUCUUAGGCAGUAUGCUGAGGAUUCUUUCUCCAGAGCAGCUUGCUUGGUGACCCCCAAGAGUAUCAUGUCUUACCCACAGGUUUGGAAAGGUCAAGGAUCAAGGAAAUGGAAACAUGGGCAACAGGAUGGUUUCUUUGUUCAGUUUGAGACACCUUUCUUGCGAAAGUUGUGGUUUAUUCCUAGUUCCAAUGAAUUGGGCCAGACAUUGUGCAGGGAUCCGGAAGAUUUAGACAUCAGUGCCCAUGAAUUAAUUCCGCGCCUAUUCAAAGUGAAGUCCUCCAAUUCAUAGGCACCUUCAUUUGCAUGUUGUUGGACAGAAAUCUCAGGGCCACUUUAGUGGUAUUCUAAAGAGCAGACAGCACUGAUUCCAGCUUUUGCCUUACUCAGAAUCUCAGAUGUAAGGUCUGCUUUGGCCCUGGUGAUUUGAAGGAAGUUGCUUUACCUAAUCAUUCCGUGCAUUUACCAGAGGUUCUGUUUUGUUUUUCUUUUCCCCUAAGAAUAUUGUGGCGGUUUUCUCUCUCUAUUUUUCUCCUUUUAUUUUUUUUCAAAGGAUGUUGCACCUUUACAGAGGUUCCUUAUUGUGAGAUUGCCUAUCCUGAUUUUGUCCGUAGCAUUUUGCUGGGUUGUUUCCAAUAUAUAUACGCUAAUAUGUUGCUUGUAUGGUGCUGCAAAGACUUGAAACUUGGUGCUAUAUUUCCUCUGUAAUCGUCUAAAUAGCAAUAUAUAACUGUUGAAAAGGUCAUUCUAGACUGCA
This is a messenger RNA of Rosa chinensis, 1584 nucleotides long. RefSeq names its product stress-induced-phosphoprotein 1. The record is from RefSeq and is a predicted model, not a curated record. NCBI's taxonomy places the organism in Eukaryota, Viridiplantae, Streptophyta, Magnoliopsida, Rosales, Rosaceae. Gene Ontology annotation, molecular function: Hsp90 protein binding. The coding region runs from base 142 to 1119 and encodes 325 amino acids. The transcript has 8 exons.